Molecule: messenger RNA, 885 nt
Organism: Podospora anserina S mat+
Lineage: Eukaryota; Fungi; Ascomycota; Sordariomycetes; Sordariales; Podosporaceae
Exons: 2
Coding region: 1-885 (294 amino acids)
Source: RefSeq, a predicted model, not a curated record
AUGGAUCGAGCAAAGCAAGCCGUCGACGAGUUCGUCUCCAAGGCAGGUCACCACGACACCACCGUCGAGGAGCAGGUCGCACCCGCCGUGAAGAAGGAAACCGUCCGCCCAACCCAGCACGAGGAGAUCAACACCGCCAUCGACAAGGAGGUCCACCAGGACCACUACCAUCGCAAGGUCCAGCCCAUCCACGACACCGAAGUCCUUCCCGAGCAGCACAUCCACAACCGCGGCAAGGUCGUCAACCGCGAGUUCGACAACCGCGACAACGAGGCCACCGAGAGAGCCUUGAGAGCCGAGGCCGGCAAGCUCAAAGAUGAGCGCACCGUCACGGGCACCACCCACACGCAGAGCCACGCCCCCGUCGUUCAGGGUGAGCAGGUUCACCACCACGUCCACGAGACGAUUCAACCUGUUCUUCACAAGGAGACCAUCCAACCCUCAGUGGUCCACACCACGGUGCCCAUCCACGAGGUCCACCACGAGCAGGCCAAGCACCACGGCACCACCACUCUCCCGGCCAUGUCGAUGAAAGAAUUCAAGCAGCAGGGUGGUGCUCUGGGAGGAAGCUCCGAGCGCUACGGUGCCUUUGAGGGCUGCCCCAAGGGCGUGCAUCAGCAGGGCUGCGGCCACGAGAUUGGCAGCGGACCCGCUCCCAACAAGAUGACUUCGAGCACCAGCAGAAGCACUGCCACCACUGGUACAUCAGGCAUUUCUUCUUCUUCGUCCAUGUCCUCGUCCGAAGAGAACAUUUCCAGCACUACUGGCACGACCGGUCUUGGCUCGAGCAGCAUCAACACGGAGAAGGCGAAGCCCAGCUUGCUCGACCGGCUGAACCCCAUGAAGGAUGCUGAUGGUGAUGGCAAGAGGGGGUUCAUGAGAUAG